GGAGGAGCACAAGGAGAAGGAGGAGCUCGUGUUUUUCCGGCGGAGCUCGUGUGUCGGAAGCGCACGCGCGUUACUUGCUAAGUCGAACAGAAAAGGGAGAUCUCAAUGGCGAGCAUUUUCCCUUCACCCUUGAUCAAGCAUGAAAACAGAGCAGACAGUCCUCCAGUCUUAAUGCAGGGGAGGCAGAUCAACCUGCCUGCCAGUGAUCACCCCCCCACUAAUCAAGCUCCUUUGGCCAGUCCUCCCACUCAGGAAGACCUGUGGCAUCUGCCUGGACGACUAAGAAUAAACCCAUCUCUGUGGGAUAAGGAGGAUGUUGCCCACUGGCUCCACUGGGCUCAGAAGGAGUACUCGCUGCGCCGGCCAGAAAAGGGUCAUUUCGAGAUGAACGGCAGAGCCCUGUGCCUGCUCACCAAAGAAGACUUCAGACGCCGCUGUCCUAGCUCAGGGGACGUUCUCUAUGAGAUUCUUCAGUGUGUGAAGCAAAAAAGACGGAGCGUCGUCUGCGAGCCCCCGAGUGUUUCUCCUUCUGCGACAGCCAGACACAUUCAGGAUCCAACCAGCUGCCAGAAAUCUCUCUACACACUCAAAGAGCCACAGCCUGUGACUGUCAGUGACCCCACCGUUCCUGCCGCUGCCAGCACGGCAGUGCCUGUGGUGGUUGGAGCCACAGUGUGCAGCCAACCAGAGCCCAUCACGUCUCCUCUCAGAGAACGCCCUGUUGUCUUCCAUUAUUCUGCUCCACUCACGCAUAAUAAUGGGUCUGCGUCUGUCUCUGCAAUCCCUCACAACCCCGUCCAAAAUCUUCCCUCAAAAGAGGGGGUGAUUCAGGAACCUCUCAACCUGUCCAGUCGAGAGAAGCCGAGGAGCCCGCUGCACAAAGCCAACGGUAAAAUACCAGAGUGCAGACUGCUGUGGGAUUAUGUUUACCAGCUGCUGUGUGACGAACGUUACCAAGACUACAUACGAUGGGAAGAUCCGGACAGCCACGUAUUCCGGGUAGUUGACCCCAAUGGACUGGCGCGUCUCUGGGGGAACCACAAGAACCGGGAAAACAUGACCUAUGAGAAAAUGUCCCGUGCUUUGCGGCACUACUACAAACUCAACAUCAUCAAAAAGGAGCGAGGACAAAAACUGCUCUUCAGGUUUCUGAAGCUCCCGCUGGAUAUCAAGAAAACUCAAAAUGACACAGAGUCUCCAGAAAACACUCACGAUGAGGACUUCCCAGACAGCAGUCCUACACACGAGUUCARCGAGGAUCAUUUUGAGGUUUCACCUGAUCGAGCUUCUCCACUGCCCCCUCCGACGGGUGCUGCAGUGGGGUAAAAACACGUGGACAAAAAUGCAACUUUAACAACUGUAACAGAAUAAAUAAUAGUGCAUUAAACAUAUUCAGCUUUAAAACAUGAAUGUAAAGGUUGGACAAACAUAACAGCAACAGACAUUGGAAGAAAAUAAGUGAUUUUUAUGCUUUUUGUGUGAAUGAACACUAACAGUAAGUUUUAUGGAAAUCUGUGGAAAAAAAUAGCAUCAGUAUUUAUCAAAAUAAUCAUCCUAYUGUCAACUUUACAUUGCUCAGUCCUGGCUGCAGUUCUGUUUGGGGUUUUAUGUGCAUAAACUAUACAAAUCUUGCAGGUAAGUCAUGUCUGUGAUUGGGGUUUUGUUGCAGGUUGUCAAAAAAGGUGGAGUGAUACAGAAAUUAAUAAUUUAUGUUUGCUCCAGGUUUACCUUUAAGCAAACGUAUAUGGUGUUUAAAGAGAAUUUCAGUUGUUCUUCUGUUUUGCUUUUAAAAAUAAAUAUUUUUUUAGAUUGGAA
Austrofundulus limnaeus is the source of this 1815-nucleotide messenger RNA. It is a transcript of the gene etv7, whose product is annotated as ETS variant transcription factor 7. The coding region runs from base 106 to 1326 and encodes 406 amino acids. Gene Ontology annotation, molecular function: DNA-binding transcription factor activity, RNA polymerase II-specific; sequence-specific DNA binding. The record is from RefSeq and is a predicted model, not a curated record. Gene Ontology annotation, cellular component: nucleus. NCBI's taxonomy places the organism in Eukaryota, Metazoa, Chordata, Actinopteri, Cyprinodontiformes, Rivulidae. Gene Ontology annotation, biological process: regulation of transcription by RNA polymerase II; cell differentiation. The transcript is spliced from 10 exons.